GAAUGACCUUGGAGGUCACUAAGAUGGCCGACUGCAUGAAGGUUUGGGGAAAGUGUGUCGGUCAGCUGUGAAUGACAUUGAAUUAUUUUUCAUGAUAUGCUGUUUCUAGAGGUGCAAAAUGUCGCAUCGGGUGAUAUCAAGUACCGUGCCCAGGGCAGUAAACUAUGGGUUAAAGAUCUGUCGUCGACCACCUUGUGUAUGUCGGUGCCAUACUCGCUCACUCAUGACUUCGAACUCAAAGAGGAGUUAUCUGAUGACUGUGGCUAAAGUACAGACUGAAGCAACAAGGAAAACACUAUUAUCACAGAUUCACCCAGCUGCCUAUGUUCUUUCAACAAAGUACAAGCUAGAUUCCCCUCAAGACUCUAGCUACUACAAGUCAAGAUAUCUCAUAGGCUCUUCCCUAGAUCUUAGUAGUCUGUCUGCGUUCCAUAAUAAUGUGAUUUAUAGAGGAUUUCAUACAACUAAGUUAUUUUACAAAGAAGAGUCAAAAGUAGAAAAAACUGUGAAAGCACUGAAAGAGGAGGCCACUGAUGUUGCUAAGAAACCAGAAGAAGAGACUGUGGUGAUGGUGAAAAAGUCUUUGUGGCAAAGAUUUGUAGCAGAAUGUAAACAUUACUACCAUGGGUUUAGGUUGUUGUUCAUAGAUAUUAAGAUUGCUGCCAGAAUGGUGUGGACCAUCCUCAAUGGAAGCAGCUUAUCACGGAGAGAACACAGACAGCUUGUCCGCACAACUGCUGACCUGUUUCGACUGGUGCCAUUCUUGGUGUUCCUGUUGGUACCGUUCAUGGAGUUUCUGCUGCCAGUGGCUAUCAAACUUUUCCCAACCAUGCUACCCAGUACGUUCAAGGAAGAGAACAAAGAGCAAGAGAAGCUGAAGAAGCAGCUGAAGGUGAAGCUGGAGAUGGCCAAGUUCCUCCAGGACACCAUCAAUGAGAGUGCUCUCCAGGGCAAGAAGUCCUCUGGGGAGAAGGUCCAGAAGUUCUCUGACUUCAUGAACAAGAUUCGAAAUGAAGGUAUCCGCCCAAGCACAGAUGACAUUAUCAAGUUCUCGAAGCUAUUUGAGGAUGAGAUGACGUUGGACAACCUGUCCCACCAGCAGCUGCAGGCACUGUGUCGUGUUCUCAGCAUCACCCCCAUUGGCACUGACGCCCUGCUCCGCUUCCAGCUGAAGCUUAAGCUCAGGCAACUCAAGGCUGACGACAAGAUGAUCAUCAAGGAUGGUAUUGAGAGUCUAUCAGUAACGGAGCUGCAGGUGGCCUGCCGAGCCAGGGGUAUGCGAGCCUUGGGUGUGUCAGAAAACAGACUCCGCCUACAGCUGCAGCAGUGGCUUGACCUUCACCUUUACGAGAAGAUCCCAACAUCACUGUUGCUGCUAUCACGUGCCCUUUAUCUCCCGGAGACAUUGUCCACUACACAGCAACUGGAGGCUACCAUCUCAACUCUCUCUGACACACCGGCUGUCCUCAUCAAUGUCUGGACAUCCUCAUCAAGCACUGUAGGUGAGGAGGUGGACAACAAGACUAAGAGGGACAUCAUCAAGCACGAGGAGGAGGCCAUCCAAAAGGAGAAGCAGGCACAGAUGGAGGAGGAGGAGAUGGACAAGGCCAAGCAAUUGGAGCGUGAGGCUGCUGAAGCACUGGCAGCACAGACUGCCAUGGAUACCAAGGACGUGCUCCAGGAUGAAGCUGCCAUUCUAGAUGUCAAACCUGCAGAAGAGCUGAAGGACACUGCCCCUGUGAUGGAAGAGCCAGAGGAAGAGAAGAUCUCAAGUAAAGACUUGGAGGAGAUUGAAUCUGCUCUGGAGGAGAUUGCUGAGCAGAAGCAGCUGAACAUUGAGAAAGAGGAACUCCAGGAUCUCAAGGAGGAAGUGGAAGAGUAUAAGGAGGACUUGGAAGACUUGAAGAGUGUCAUUCUGGCAUCUGGGAGACCUCAGGAGGAUCUUCGUGAGUCCAAGGCCGCCCAGCGUCUGACGAAGCGAGUGAGUAAGAUGAUCUCCCAGCUGGAUGACGUGAUCACGGGACUUCACAAGGAGAAGCAGAAGUUCCAGGAGGAGCUGGAGGUCAAGCAGGUCAGGAUGAAGUGGACUUCAGAGAACAAAGAUGACGAACGACUAGAACAGAUACGCAAGGAGAUUGCAGAUGAGAAAAACACCAUCAUCAGCAUCAACGAGAUGGUUCUGGCACUGAAGCGGAUCCAGAAGGUGCCCGAUGAGACCAAGCUGCAGACUAUCGUGGAGGUGCUGGACCAAGACAUGGACGGCAUCAUCGACAUCAAUGAUGCUCUGAAGGUGAUUGAGACCCUAGGGCGGGAGAAUGUGAAGUUGAACAAGUCCCAGGUGGCCGAGAUGCUGGAGCUGCUGAGACAAGAGGAUGUCAUUCAGGAGGAGGAGAAGCGCCGUGAGAAGGAGGAGAAAGAGAACACGAAGCAGGAGACACAGCAGGAGCAGCAGCAGCAACAGCAGUAGUGGUUGCCGACGAUACGUUCUCAUUCCUUCUACAGAUAUGAUAUUGAACUAUGAAGUAAAUGUAUAGGAACAGAUACAGUCCCAGUAGAGAACAACAAGGAGAGCUCUGUGCACAAGUGUCUGAGUUCGAGCCUCGGUUGCUUGAACGUUUUGAUGAGAAAACACCUGAAUAUUCCACAAUCCAUGGAAUUAUGUAUGUACAUGAAUCCAACCUUUUGAUGACCCAGUGGACUUGAUUGUCUGCCAUGAUUUGAAAUGUGAUUUCUUGUCAUUAGUUAGGUGCGUUGAUUAUGUGAUGAAUGUGAAGAUGAAGACUUACUGGUACCCGUGAACAGAACUGAUAGUAACAUAGGUGUUUAUUAAGUGCUGAAAAUGCUGAAAGUGCUGUUAUGAAAAUUAUGUCAACUUUUACCAACACAAUUUGCAUGAAUACUGAAUUGUAUUCAUAUUGUUGUGUAGUGGUAUUCGUUACUGCUGGAACAGAGGGACAUAUCAAAUAUUAAAGAAGACACACUUGUAACUGAUAAUGCUUGAAGCAUAUUAAAGUGAGUUGUAUACA
Molecule: messenger RNA, 3026 nt
Organism: Haliotis rubra (blacklip abalone)
Lineage: Eukaryota; Metazoa; Mollusca; Gastropoda; Lepetellida; Haliotidae
Product: mitochondrial proton/calcium exchanger protein-like
Exons: 14
Coding region: 119-2467 (782 amino acids)
Biological process (GO): intracellular monoatomic cation homeostasis
Cellular component (GO): mitochondrial inner membrane
Molecular function (GO): ribosome binding; calcium ion binding
Source: RefSeq, a predicted model, not a curated record